Cylindrotheca closterium is the source of this 780-nucleotide messenger RNA. NCBI's taxonomy places the organism in Eukaryota, Bacillariophyta, Bacillariophyceae, Bacillariales, Bacillariaceae. The record is from the annotation of a GenBank genome assembly.
AUGGACCAAUUUGGAGUUCAACAGCGAAAGAUGAAUGAGCCAGCGGGAAUUACGCGAACACGCUCUACGGAGAUGGUGGAAGACAGCCACCCAAUUUUAGAUGAGGAUCCUCUUCUCAUCUCGCAAUCGUUGACUUAUGUCACAGAUGAUGGCAGUGUAUUGCACUCCUUUCAAUCCAUGCCCUUUUCACUUGGAUUCAAGCUACGCUUCCUUAUAUUAGAAAUAAUCUUUGUGCUUCUUGUGGUGUUUGCAGUCCCUAUCGGAGCCCAUGGAACAGUGGUAGCCGUGUCAGUGGUAAAUCUCUUGGCAGUAGCUUGGUUCUGGUACAAUUAUGUUCGCAGUGUGGAGAUUACAUCGGAAGGAAACCUUCGCUUUUGGAUUGGAAAUAUUGAAAUUGACGUUCCUUUUGACAAGAUCAUAUCACUCCGAAAAUUGCACAGCGAGGCGUCACCCUGCAGCCUCACGUCACCAGUUAUGCCGUACCGUGGAUUCUUGAGUAACCCAAAUGAUGGCGUUGCUAUCGUCACAACAGUUCCCACUACUCCAUUCUGGUUGUGGCCCAGAUCAGCUGGCAAGCCCGAACGAUCAUUCUGCUUUGGCGCCAUUAUGUGCCCCAAGCUUACCAUUGUCUUUUCGCCAUCGUGUGGAGGACAUGCUUUUAUUCAAGAUGUGGAAGCGGAAAUGCGAAACUUUACAAGCGGGGGAAAACGCAGCAAAAGUAAUAACGCCACUGGCAGCGCGGUAACCCCACAAGGAAAUCCCGACUUUUUGGAUGUAUAA